Messenger RNA from Sorex fumeus (smoky shrew), 3335 nucleotides. RefSeq names its product component of oligomeric golgi complex 5 (gene COG5). Gene Ontology annotation, biological process: intra-Golgi vesicle-mediated transport. The transcript has 22 exons. Gene Ontology annotation, cellular component: COG complex. Bases 151 to 2640 code for a protein of 829 amino acids. The record is from RefSeq and is a predicted model, not a curated record. NCBI's taxonomy places the organism in Eukaryota, Metazoa, Chordata, Mammalia, Eulipotyphla, Soricidae.
GCGGCGGCGGCAGCGGCGGCGGAACCGACACUCGGGGGCGGGCCGGGAGCUGCGACUAAGGGCGGAGCGGGCGGCGCCGGGAUUAGACGUCAUCGCGGGGGGGGCGGGGCGGAGCUGCGGCUGACGCCAUCCUCGCCGGCACCUGCCACCAUGGAAGGUGGCCGCGGCGGCGUCGCUGGCGCCGAUCACGGGGCUCUGGGCUCCGGAGCGGCUGCCGCGACUGUCCGGGAGCUUCUGCAGGACGAAUGUUACAGUGAUUUUUUAAAUGAAGACUUUGAUGUGAAGACUUACACUUCCCAGUCUAUUCAUCAAGCUGUUAUUGCUGAACAACUCGCAAAACUUGCCCAAGGAAUCAGUCAGCUAGAUAAAGAACUACAUCUACAGGUCGUUGCAAGACAUGAAGAUUUAUUGGCACAAGCAACUGGGAUUGAGUCUUUGGAAGGUGUUCUUCAGAUGAUGCAGACAAGAAUUGGGGCUUUACAAGGAGCUGUUGAUAGGAUGAAAGCAAAAAUUGUUGAGCCAUACAAUAAAAUAGUGUCUCGUACUGCACAACUAGCAAGACUUCAGGUUGCCUGUGAUUUGCUUCGAAGAAUUAUUCGCAUCUUGUAUCUCAGUAAGAGACUCCAAGGACAACUGCAAGGGGGCAGUAAAGAGAUAACAAAAGCUGCUCAGAGUCUUAAUGAACUUGAUUAUCUUUCUCAAGGAAUAGACCUUUCUGGAAUUGAAGUAAUAGAAAAUGACCUUCUUUUUAUUGCACGAGCUCGACUGGAAGUGGAAAAUCAAGCCAAGCGCUUAUUGGAGCAGGGUGUGGAAACCCAGAAUCCAACCCAAGUUGGAACAGCCCUUCAGGUUUUUCAUAAUCUUGGAACUCUGAAGGACACUAUUGCCAGUCUCAUGGAUGGAUACCGUACUGCGUUAGAAGAAAAUAUCAACAGUGCAUUAGACAUCAAAGUUCUGACUCAGCCCUCCCAGUCAGUUGUGAGAGGGGGACCUGGUCGAUCUACCAUGCCAACUCCAGGAAACACUGCAGCUUUUCGUGCUUCUCUCUGGACCAAUAUGGAGAAACUUAUGGAUUAUAUAUGCACUGUUUGUGGACAGGUUCAGCACCUACAAAAAAUAUUAGCCAAGAAGAGAGAUCCUGUUUCUCACAUUUGUUUCAUUGAAGAAAUAGUUAAGGAUGAGCAAUCUGAAAUUUUAUACACAUUCUGGAAUGCAGUCACUCAAGCACUUUCUUCUCAAUUUCAUACGGCAACAAGUUCGUCUACAUUUUUGAAACAGGCAUUUGAAGGAGAAUAUCCUAAGUUAUUGCGUCUCUAUAAUGAUUUAUGGAAGCGUCUUCAACAAUACAGCCAAAAUAUGCAAGGGAAGUUUAAUGCAAGUGGAACUACAGAUGUCUAUGCCGACCUCCAGCACUUGGAAGAUGAUACACAGGACAUAUUCAUACCCAAAAUGCCAGAUUAUGAUCCAGAAAAGGCUUUGAAAGACUCUCUGCAACCUUAUGAAGCAGCUUACUUAUCAAAAUCCUUGUCGAGACUCUUUGAUCCUAUCAACUUGGUUUUCCCUCCUGGUGGUCGUAAUCCUCCUUCUGCAGACGAACUUGAUGGGAUCAUUAAAACGAUAGCAAGUGAACUGAAUGUAGCUGCUGUUGAUGCAAGUCUCACAUUAGCUGUGUCAAAAAAUGUGGCAAAGACCAUCCAGUUGUAUGGUGUAAAAUCAGAGCAGCUCCUCUGCACACAAGGAGAUGCAAGUCAGGUGAUUGGGCCUCUUACAGAAGGGCAAAGAAGAAAUGUAGCAGUCGUCAAUUCACUGUUUAAGUUGCACCAAUCAGUGACAAAGGUGAUUUCCAGUCAGAGCUCCUUUCCACCAGCAGCUGAGCAGACUAUAAUUUCAGCCCUGAAGACAAUACAUGUUCUUAUGGGGAAUGCGGUGCAGCCCUUACUAACUUCGGUGGGAGAUGCUAUUGAGGCCAUAAUCAUCACCAUGCAUCAAGAAGACUUUUCAGGGUCUGCAUCCAGCUUAGGAAAGCCUGAUAUUCCUUGUUCUCUGUACAUGAAGGAGCUUCAAGGUUUCAUUGCCAGAGUUAUGAGUGAUUACUUUAAGCACUUUGAAUGCUCAGAUUUUGUCUUUGACAACACGGAAGCUAUUGCCCAAAGAGCAAUUGAACUUUUUAUCCGCCAUGCCAGUCUCAUAAGGCCUCUUGGUGAAAACGGAAAAAUGCGACUUGCUGCUGAUUUUGCACAGAUGGAGUUGGCUGUGGGUCCAUUCUGUAGAAGAGUGUCUGAUUUAGGAAAGUCCUAUCGAAUGCUGAGGGCAUUCAGACCGCUGCUUUUCCAGACCAGUGAGCAUGUGGCCAGUAGUCCUGCCCUGGGGGACCUGAUUCCAUUCAGCAUCAUUAUUCAGUUCUUAUUCACCAGAGCUCCUGCUGAGUUAAAAUCUCCUUUCCAGCGGGCAGAAUGGUCUCACGCACGCUUCUCGCAGUGGCUGGAUGACCACCCAUCGGAAAAGGACAGGCUUGUUCUCAUCAGAGGAUCCCUGGAAGCAUAUGUUCAGUUGGUGAAAAGUAGAGACGGCAAAGAAUUUGCACCAGUUUACCCCAUAAUGGUUCAACUGCUUCAAAGAGCUAUGGCUGCUUUUCAGUAAUAAUGGGAAGUAUUUGUUAAUCACCAUUUUGUUUCAACUGUUCAGGGCUGAUGGUUAAACUAAAUACAUACUCUAAGACAGCUGAUACCUAUGAUUUUAAGAAUGUAAUUUUUCUGUAUUUCCUAUUAAUGUUUUUGUUUACCUCUAGUUUGUUUGCCUUAAGCAGAUAUAAAGUUGAUUCACUGCCAUCACCUCCAGGAACCGCGUUUUUCCAGAAAAACAUCCAAAUAUUUUAUCUCAGACUCCUCUAUAAGGCCAGCUAAAAUUUCUUUUUCAUCACAUGAUGGGUUCCUUCUGUAGUAUAUGCCCAUAGUGAGCAUCACUGGCUAAUUAUGGAAUAUGAUCAGUUAUAAGUACCCUUCUCCAAACAGCCUUCCUCUUCCCAGCUGAAGUAAUUUUAACACAGAAAUUUCCAAAUGUAGCCUCAUAUUAGAAUUAUCUGCAGAAGCCUAGUAAAUCCUGAUGUCCAACUUGCAAUAUGUUCAGGGUGGGAGGAGCUAGGUUAAUUUUUUUAAUUUUUGAUAUUUUGUGGUUUAUUGUGCUAUUAAUAAUGGUUUCUCAUGCACAUAUAUUUUUUAAAAAAUAUUCCCAAGUGCGUUCCAAUGUGCAGAAAUGUUUCGGAAUAACUGCAUCUCUCAAAGCUAAUUGUUAAAUGUCUAAAUAUGUCAGUUUAAAUAAAAGAAACAAGACUUUGA